UCAAUGGCCAUGUUAUGAUACUUGGCUGCCCAAAAACUUCAACGAUUAUUUCAAAACUUGGGGCUACUGAUGGAGAUGAAGAGAUGCACUCUGGCACCUAGAUGUAUGACCAUCGAGAAAUACGAUGGUAAAUAAGAGUACGUGAUGCAGGUUAACGUUUUACAUGGCACUAUACUUUGAAGUUGGCUUUGAAGAUCAAAUGUAAACAAGGCAUCAGGGGCUGAAGAUUACCUUCGGUAAAAAAUCGAUCUCCAUCUUUGCUGAGGUCUAGAGACUUCAUAUAUUUACGCGUUUUGCGAAAAGCACUGAGAAAUCUUUCUAGUCAAGGUCUGUUAGAUACACUCCUGUCUACUUGCAAAUUUAAACGGGAAUUCAAUACUAUGAUCACAGAACGGUUUAUCGUCCUUCCCUACACCAAGGAGACGCGCCGAACCACUAGAUUCAUAGAACGUUUCAUCUUCGCAUCGUGUUUCGUGGUUUGUGUGAUCUUUUUGUACAACGACAGAUAUAUACACGAUCUUUUGACGAAGAAUGAACGAUUAUACAAGAUGUAUCGGCGGCGAGAAGAACGGCACAAUGACUCAUCGACCCCAAGGCAAGCUGGUUUCCUGGAAAAUCUCGACCAAAACGAAUCAAGAAGCCGCACUUCCAAUCAACCGUCACAAUGUCGACCCCGAAAUAACAUUGUAUUCCUUAAAACUCACCGCACAGGAAGUUCAACCAUUACUAACAUCAUCAACCGAUAUGGUGACUCACGUAACUUGACGUUUGUUCUUCCAAAGAAAGGAAAAUAUCGUCUUCGCUGGCCCUACUUAUUCAACACAGCAGCCUACGCACCUCUGCAAGGCCGAACACCCAACAUACUAUGUAAUCACGCGCGCUAUAACCGUGAGGAACUGGACAGACUAAUGCCGAAGGACGUCGCACACGUGACUAUAAUUCGCGACCCCGCUGACCAGUUUUCGUCUGUGUUUGAAAAGUUUAAACUUGGUGAAAUACUUGGGAUUAACAGUAUGGAUUCUUUGAGUGAAUUUUUAAGUAAUCCGUGGUUUUAUUUAGAGAAAGCGCUUGAGAACGAGAAUAUUCAAGCCGUAGAGUUUCACAGGCUACAGCUGGCACGCAAUGGGAUGAUGUUUGACUUGGGGUUUGAUCCCCUGGACUAUGACAACACAGAUCGCAUUCGACGAUAUAUUGAACGCUUAGAUAAGGAAUUUAACCUGGUUAUGUUAACCGAAUACUUCACUGAAUCUUUGGUUCUUUUAAAGUAUCUCAUGUGUUGGGAUUUCAACGAUGUUCUGCACUUCGCCUUGAACGCGCGAACUCAUUCAAACCAAAAAACUCCUCUUACGGAAUAUUUGAAAAGCAGAAUUCGAGAGUGGAAUCAAGCAGAUUUCCUACUGUACAAGCAUUUUAACGAGUCGUUCUGGACAAAAGUUAACACGUACGGCGAGGGAUUCUUCAAUGAUGUAACAAUUUUAGGCAAUAAAAUUAAACUCUGGGAAAAUGCCUGUAGAGCGAUGGAAGAUCGAACAAAAUUUGACUCUAAAGAAAUAGGAAAUUUAGAAAGUACAUUAGAGAUGUGUAGAAAACUGAUCAAAAACGAGACUAGUUAUAUUGAAUAUUUUCAACAUAGACAAAAUAUCUGAGCUUUGGGAAUAAAGAUAAAAGUAGCUCAAGAGAACUACGCUAUUGUCAGGCAAAGUCGCAGCUGGAUGUGUUAACGAGAUACAAUUUGCUGCGCUCAGCAUUACAGAGGUAGACUUCUAUUCUUCUUCUACUAUGUAGACGGGAAAAAACCACUCUACCUUUGGUAUAAUGGGCCCAUUUCCGACCACGUUUCAUUCCCUUAUAUAUCAUUUCUUUGUUUAACGGUUGCACAAUAGAAGACAUAUGGCAUUAUAAGGCAGUAGUCUAAAAUGGGAAAAAACCCAUUCCAGUCACACCCAAGAGUAACGUCCAAUUUAUCUCAAUAGCAUCUUAAUGGAGAAAAAUUAGUCGUAAAGAUCUAAACAUCCACAGAGUCACCUAUAGAAACAUGAUGUGUACAGUCCUUUGAAAAACGUUUGUCGCUGACCGCCUUCACAGCUAGGACUUGAACCAGUGCCGCGAUCAAAAAAAAAAUUUGCAUUCUUUUUUUUUUGCAACAUUUUGUAAUAG
This is a messenger RNA of Actinia tenebrosa (Australian red waratah sea anemone), 2157 nucleotides long. RefSeq names its product galactose-3-O-sulfotransferase 2. Gene Ontology annotation, biological process: glycolipid biosynthetic process. Gene Ontology annotation, molecular function: galactosylceramide sulfotransferase activity. The record is from RefSeq and is a predicted model, not a curated record. Gene Ontology annotation, cellular component: membrane. Lineage: Eukaryota; Metazoa; Cnidaria; Anthozoa; Actiniaria; Actiniidae.